GCGUAUGUGUUUUAAUUUUUUUCUUCAACAGUUUGCAAAUUGUGAUUUCUAUCACAAGAAAAAUACACAAAAAUAACUAUAAUAUAAAUAAAUUAAUACACAAAAAUGUCAUCAGCUAUAUAUUUAGAAAAUUAUUUAGAUGGAUUAGAGUCCUUACCCACUGAGUUAGAAAGGAAUUUUAAACUUAUGCGCAAAUUGGACGACAGAGCACAAACUGCCAUGAAAAGUAUAGAUAGUCAUGCCAAGGAGUUUAUGCGUAAAUUAGCCGACAAUAGCGUAACAAUGACCGACGAGGAAAGGCGAGAACGAUUGACAGACAUACAGCAGUUGUUUGGCAAAGCUAAGGAAUAUAGUGAUGAUAAAGUACAAUUGGCCAUACAGACCUAUGAAUUGGUAGACAAGCAAAUCAGACGUUUGGAUAAUGAUCUAGCACGUUUCGAGGGAGAGAUACAAGAGAAAGCCUCUUCCACCAGAGGCAAAUCAGAGGAAGCACAAGUCAAAAAGGGACGGAAAAAAACAAAAGAUUCUGGUAAGGCUACGGGUAAAAAGAAACGCAACACAUCUACAGACGAUGAGGCCAACAAUAGUGCCGUACUGGCGGCAGCCGCGGCUGGUGGUCAAGGUGGUAAAAAGAAAAAGCAGAAGGUAAAUCAAGAAAAAGAAACUCGCAAGGGGGGUCAAAAGCAAAAGAAUGUUGAUUUAGACGAUUCCGAAAAAGAAUCAUGUCUUACUUCAGCAACACAUCCGAGUGAUGUUUUGGAUAUGCCCGUUGAUCCUAAUGAACCAACAUAUUGUCUGUGCCACCAAGUAUCUUAUGGUGAAAUGAUUGGAUGUGAUAAUCCCGAUUGCCCUAUAGAAUGGUUUCAUUUUGCCUGUGUCGGCCUUACCACCAAACCCAAAGGCAAAUGGUUUUGUCCAAAAUGUACACAGGAUCGAAAGAAGAAAUAACUUGUGUAUGGAUGUUUUAUAUUUAUUUAUAGUUAAAAUUUUUUUACAAUGUAAGUUUAAUUUUAAAAACUGUUUUUUAAAAUAUACUUUAGUUUUACACACAAAAAAA
This is a messenger RNA of Calliphora vicina (urban bluebottle blowfly), 1057 nucleotides long. It is a transcript of the gene Ing5, whose product is annotated as inhibitor of growth protein 5. NCBI's taxonomy places the organism in Eukaryota, Metazoa, Arthropoda, Insecta, Diptera, Calliphoridae. Bases 106 to 948 code for a protein of 280 amino acids. Gene Ontology annotation, cellular component: nucleus. The transcript has 5 exons. Gene Ontology annotation, biological process: regulation of DNA-templated transcription. The record is from RefSeq and is a predicted model, not a curated record.